This is a messenger RNA of Rhagoletis zephyria (snowberry fruit fly), 1032 nucleotides long. Lineage: Eukaryota; Metazoa; Arthropoda; Insecta; Diptera; Tephritidae. The record is from RefSeq and is a predicted model, not a curated record.
AUGACUGCCUGGAAUCGACUGCUGCCGGAGAAGUACGCCUACGAUGGUGGUGAUGUUCGACACCCGAGUGAAAUGGCCAAUCGAUUCGCCUACUUUGCAGAGAUGCAACACCAGCUCUGCGUCGCCAACUACAGCUCAAUCUGCGAGGCCAGGUACAGUGCAACAAGUGCGACCGCUGAUAAUGGCUCACAGUCGACGACCGCGACGACAAGGAAGCAAAAUGAUGGGGAAACGGAGGAGACAGACCAGUCACAGCUCAAUGAAAAGCUAUGGGCCGUUAGAGGGUGUCUGGAGAUGAAGUGCCUCUGGGAUGAGUUUAAUGAGCUGGGCACUGAGAUGAUUGUCACCAAAGCGGGCAGACGUGCAUUUCCCACAUUUCAGCUAAAACUUCGUGGAAUGGACCCAGAGGCAGAGUACAUUCUCAUGAUGGACUUUGUGCCGGUUGAUGAGAAGCGAUAUCGCUAUGCCUUUCACAGCUCAAGUUGGGUAAUGGCAGGCAAAGGCGACCCUAGUGCACCGCCGAGAAUUCACAUUCACCAGGACUCGCCGGCAAAAGGCUCGCACUGGAUGAAGCAGACGGUCUCAUUCGACAAACUGAAGCUCACCAACAAUCAGCUUGAUGAUAAUGGCCAUAUCAUUCUCAACUCUAUGCACAGGUAUCAGCCAAGGUUUCACGUCAUCCUCGGCGGCAGCGAAGGAAGAGGAGGGGGCCCAACUAAGGGCAAAAACUUUAAAACAUUUCUCUUCACUGAGACGCAGUUUAUUGCAGUGACCGCAUAUCAGAAUCACAGAAUAACUAAUCUAAAAAUAGCCAGCAACCCCUUUGCAAAGGGCUUCAGGGACUGCAGUAUGGAUGAGUGCAGCAAUGUCCAUGAGGUGCCGAAUGCGAAUGGCAAUAGUAGCAGCAACAGCUACGGCCAGUGGACAAUUGGCAGCAAUGCUGGUGCAGCUGGCCGAUGUGCAGCCGAGUACAACAGGAGCAGCAGCAGCAACAAUAACAAUGGCGAUGGUGAUGGCGGAGGUGAACAGUAG